GAUCGAUAUGCAUGAUGAUGCUUUCCCUAUUUAUGUCAUGUCUGCGUCCGCGACGAAUUGCGUAUUUGGAUCCAAUAUUUGCCAGAAGUACUGACCAGUAGACCAGUGUCAUGUCCUAUCAAGGGACAACGCUGCCUUCUGUGGCGGCCAUGUCCCAGAAGACGGAGGCCCCGAGCCAAGGGAGCAAACGAGAGGACUGGAGGAAGGCCAAGGAGUUAGAAGAGGCUCGUAAAGCUGGUACUGCUCCUGCUUUGGUUGAUGAAGAGGGAAAGGACAUCAAUCCACAUAUCCCACAAUACAUUGCAACAGUACCAUGGUAUGUUGGCUUUGACAAACCUACCCUCAAGCAUCAGCGGCCUCAGAGAUUCAAGAAAGAUGUGUCGGCCAUUAGUUCCUGGUACAAGAAAGGUGUGGAGGAGGGGUCUAUGUCUACAAAGUUUAGGAAAGGUGCAUGCGAGAACUGUGGCUCAAUGACGCAUAAGAAAAAGGACUGUGUUGAGAGACCGCGUAAAGUCGGCGCUAAAUUUUCCGGGGAGGACCUUGCCCCGGAUGAACACUUGCAGCCCAACCUCCACUUUGACUACGAUGGUAAGAGGGAUCGGUGGAACGGAUAUAACCCAGAGGAACAUGAAGCCGUCAUUGAAGAGUACGCAAAGAUGGAAGAGGCCAAGAAACAGCUGAAAGCAAAGAAACUCCAAAAUGAAAUGAUAUCAGGGGAUCUGGAGAAAGAAAGGGAUAGCGACGAAAGUGAUGCAGAUGAGGAUAAAUAUGCUGAUUCCUUUGACAUGCCUGGAACGAAUUUUGACAGUAAAAGGCGAAUUACAGUGAGAAACCUCCGCAUUCGUGAGGACACAGCUAAGUACUUGUACAACCUGAACCCCAACUCGGCCUACUACGACCCCAAAACAAGAUCGAUGAGGGAUAAUCCUUAUAAAGAUGUAGGAGCAAAUCCCGAUGAUCUAAAGUUUGCUGGAGAUAAUUUCAUAAGAGAAGGAGGUGACACAGUCUCUAUGGCAAAAGCACAGAUGUUUGCAUGGGACGCAUCCAACCGCGGUACCGAUGUCCAUCUCCAGGCAGAGCCAACCAAGCUAGACCUCCUUCAUAAAGAAUUUGGCAGCAAGAAGGAAAACUUCAAGAAAAGUCAGAAAGAGACCAUACUCGAAAAGUAUGGUGGUGAAGAGCACUUGGAGGCGCCCCCUAAGCAGUUGCUGCUGGCUCAAACGGAGGAAUAUGUUGAGUAUUCAAGACAUGGUACUGUUAUUAAAGGACAAGAGAAGGCUCCAGUCAAAUCCAAGUAUGAAGAAGACGUCUUCCUGGCCAAUCACUUGAGUGUUUGGGGGUCGUACUGGAGAGAUGGCCAGUGGGGCUACCGCUGCUGCCAUUCGUUCGUUCGAGGCUCGUACUGCACUGGGGCAGCGGGUAGGAUGGCUGCCACAGAAGACUCCGUCAUCCUGCCUUCUGAACCUUCUGACGCCAUCCCCAGAAAUGAUGAAGAGGAGGAUGAUGAGCCUCAAAAAUCACUUGUGGAGCAACAUAAGGAAAAGCUAGACUUAGAGAAGGAGAGGAAGAAGGAAAAGAGGAGAAAGAAGAAAAGGAAACAGAAGGAGCUGAGAAAACAGAAAGAAAAAGAAAAGAGAGGGAAGAAGAAAAAGAAGAGGCGACAUAGCUCCGACGAGUCAGACUCUUCAGAUUCCAGUAGUAGUGAAGAUAGCAGUGAAGAGAAGGAAGAGGAUGAGGAAGCCAUACGGAAAAAGAAAAUUAUGGAGGCCAUGAAACGCCAAGAAGAGCAGGAGAGGGAGGUCGACCGACUUCUUGCCAUGGACGAGAGGAAGAGACCGUAUAACAGCCUCAAGUCGUACGACAGCGUGAGGCAACCAACGGAAGAAGAAAUGGAAGCAUAUAGACUCAAGAGACAGAGGAUGGAGGACCCGAUGGCCGCUUUCCUCACAAAAUAUUAAAGAACAAUCCCCAUGGUAUCGGCAAUCAAAGAUGGUCUAUAGUGCCAGCCGUCUCUGGAAUUCGACACCCGUAUGAUGUUUGCCAAGAAACAGAUGCUGUCCAUCACCCAGAGUAGAAUGGUAUUUCAUGAGCAAUACAUGUACAUGUAGAUGCUAUUUUAAAGAAUUUUCCCUGCAAUAUUGGAGGUCAAAGACGGUCCAGCAUCAGCUCUCAUUGGGAUUUUGACACCUUAAGGAUGUUCACCAAGUAACAUGUCUGUUGCCCAGAGUGGAGCUGAAAUUAAUGGCCAGUAGAUGCAAUGUAAUCCUACAUGUAUGUAUAUUCUUCACAUUGCCUCAUAUGCUAAAAAUCAUCUCACUACCAUUGCACCAAUGUAGCCUGAAUCAUGCAAAAGAAUAUCUAUCAUUCGAUUCAAUGAGAGAGAUUGAUUGUCUGCAUCUGAAGAUGCAGGCAUAUUACAGGGAUGUCUAGUGCCUCUCACAAGGCCGUUGUCAGCACACUGUUUGAAUCAACUUCCCAUAAUAUUGAAAGAUGAUUGGCUGACUUUGAGCCAUGGAAGACCUCAUGGCUGCUUUUAGUUUAUAGCAAUGUAUGAAAGAUUAGUCAAUGCAAUAUUAUUGGGAAAGGUGUGAAGAUAGUGUUUUCUUGCAAAAUACUGAAGAACAAUCACUGCAGUAGCAGCUACAUGUAGUAAGACAUGUGAAACUGAACGGACACUUUCUUCAUUUUAGAAGAAAAACUAUCCCAGGAAAACCUGAUGGCCACUUUAUUGAAGAAGAACCUCUGCAAUAUCAGUGCAUACAUGAAGGAAUACUGAAAGGCCACUUUCUUCAAAUAAAAGAAGAAGAGCAAGAAAUUCUUGUGGCGGCCUUUCUAAGAAAAUUGAAGAAAAGACCUCUGUAAUAUCAGUGGGUACAAGAUAGAAUACUGAAAGGCCUUUUUUAAUCAUAAACUGAAAAAUAAUCCCUACGCUUACAGCACGUCAAAAAUUGGAAAACCUGAUGACCACAUUUCAAAGAGAAUAUUGAAGAACAACCACUGCAAUAUCACUGGAAAAGAAAGGAAGGUUUGAAUGGUUGAUUUCAAAGUACUGAUAUGAAACAACUAUGUUCGCACUAGCAGCGGGAAUGAAGUGAAAGACCUGGUGGCUACUUUCCUCAUAAAACGUGAAGAAAAAAAAUCCUUGCAAUAGCAGCAGGUGAAAGAUGGAAGACUUGGGGCCCAUGACGCAAAGCUUAGCCUUCAUCGUAUAAUUUUUUUUUAAUGAUUGAUUGCAUUGACUACAAUGUACAAUUAAUCUUAGAAAUCAAGCGUACAAUUAAUCUCAUUAAUUUCUUAUUCAGUCUGAAUUAUGUUCUUUGAAUUAAUGAAAAUGGUAACAAUUGGUAAUACAUGUACAUGUAAUACCCAAAGCGAUUUUUUUUUCCAUCAAGUUGAUCAGUUUUUAUCAAGUUGACCACUACAAUAUCUUUCCGUGCUCUACCUUCAUAAUUACUCAUGUGUAUUUCCUAAGAAGAUCCAAUUUCCUCUUUGACUAGAAGAUUCAGUUACGAUAUACAUGUACAUGACUGUAACAAUUUCUUCCACCCUACGUCACAGAAGUGUCGAUAAAUGUUCGGGGUUUUUUUACAAAUAAAUUUUUAAUUCGUA
Messenger RNA from Lytechinus pictus (painted urchin), 3609 nucleotides. RefSeq names its product pre-mRNA-splicing factor SLU7-like. Gene Ontology annotation, biological process: mRNA splicing, via spliceosome. Gene Ontology annotation, molecular function: pre-mRNA 3'-splice site binding. Bases 111 to 1958 code for a protein of 615 amino acids. NCBI's taxonomy places the organism in Eukaryota, Metazoa, Echinodermata, Echinoidea, Temnopleuroida, Toxopneustidae. The record is from RefSeq and is a predicted model, not a curated record. The transcript is spliced from 16 exons. Gene Ontology annotation, cellular component: spliceosomal complex.